Molecule: messenger RNA, 486 nt
Organism: Adineta ricciae
Lineage: Eukaryota; Metazoa; Rotifera; Eurotatoria; Adinetida; Adinetidae
Source: the annotation of a GenBank genome assembly
AUGGAUUGCUCAAAAACUGCAUCGCAGCGAAAGAUGUGUUACAGACAACUGAAAAAAGGAUACGAACAUUGUUUUACGGAAUUUGGAAGUGGAAGACCAGAAAAGUUAUCCGAAGAAGCCAAACAAACUGUGAUGGAAAACAGUGCUAAAAGACAAAGAAGCUAUAUCGAAGCUGAUGAACGUUAUCAAAAUGUUUGUGCACAACCUAGCUUCAUUGGGGUUUUCAUCUGUUUUACUGCUAUUGAAUUGAUGUGGGUCAUCAAAGAGAGUGGUACAUCAUGGAAUAGGGCUUAUUAUGGGCAGUUUAUCCCAACGAAAACAGUAUUUCCAUUCCUCUCUAAUCCUAAAAAAGUUUUUGAUCCAGAAGAAGUCGUUUAUCUUCACGACCAUGCUCCGUACCAUAAAACAAAUGCCACACAGCAAUUACUUAAAGACUCUGAUAUUGAUUCGUUAAUUCUAUUCAGAACUGAUAAAGAAUUUACCUGA